Molecule: messenger RNA, 2532 nt
Organism: Sesamum indicum (sesame)
Lineage: Eukaryota; Viridiplantae; Streptophyta; Magnoliopsida; Lamiales; Pedaliaceae
Product: alpha/beta-Hydrolases superfamily protein
Biological process (GO): proteolysis
Molecular function (GO): serine-type peptidase activity
Source: RefSeq, a predicted model, not a curated record
CUUUAGGAAAUGGCAUUUUGUGCCAUUGUCUCUCUCACUCUCACUCAUCACUCCCACUCUCCGCGACUUCUCUCGCAUUUCCAACUUUCAAGAUUUCACAGAGCAUCCGUUUGUCCCCAAUUUCACUGCAGAAGACGAAUUGCGACUGCAAUAAUGUCGUCAGCUUCGGAAACUGCAGCAGAACAAACCAAGGUCUCCGCUCCGUAUGGUUCUUGGAAGUCCCCGAUCACCGCAGACGUUGUCUCUGGCCGGAUAAACGGCGGCUUUGCGUCGGAUAAACGGCUGGGCGGCUUUGCGGUUGAUUCGGGCCGACUCUUCUGGCUUGAAUCACGCCCAACUGAAUCUGGAAGAAAUGUGCUGGUAAGACAAGCUGAGAGUGAAAAGGACAAGCCAAUUGAUAUUACACCUAAAGAUUUUGCUGUGAGGACUGUGGCACAAGAAUAUGGAGGGGGGGCCUUUAGCAUUUCCGGGGACUCUGUUAUCUUCUCAAAUUACAAGGAUCAAAGGCUCUACAAGCAGUCAAUUUCAUCCGAAGAUUUAGCCCCAGUGCCAAUCACGCCGGACUACGGUGGGCCGCUUGUCUGCUAUGCUGAUGGAGUAUUUGAUUCUCGAUUUAAUCGCUACCUGACAGUAAGGGAAGAUCGUCGUGAAAGCAGUAUAAAUGCCACCACAACAAUUGUUUCAAUUGAUCUCAGCAGCAACGAUGUAAAAGAACCUGAAAUAUUAGUUGGAGGCAAUGACUUCUAUGCUUUUCCUCGGAUCGAUCACAAAGGAGAACGAGUAGCGUGGAUUGAAUGGGGCCAUCCCAACAUGCCAUGGGACAGAUCUGAACUUUGGGUUGGCUAUCUCUCUGAGAAUGGACACAUCAAAAACCGGAUUUGCGUUGCUGGUGGUGAUCCAUCGAUUGUGGAAUCACCAACUGAACCUAAGUGGUCACCUGAAGGGGAACUUUUCUUCGUCACAGAUAGACAAAGCGGGUUUUGGAAUAUUUACAGAUGGGUGGAAUUCACAAAUGAAGUACUGCCUGUUUAUCCCUUGAAUGCUGAGUUCACAAAACCAUUAUGGGUUUUUGGCUUGAACUCAUAUGACUUUCUUCAGAGUCCUAGUCAGAAGAACUUAAUUGCUUGCAGCUACAGGAUGAAUGGGAGGUCAUAUCUUGGAAUUCUGGAUUCGCAGAACAAGAUGUCGCUACUUGAUAUUCCUUUCACAGAUACAAAUAAUAUAACAUCUGGGCCUGACUGCCUGUAUGUUGAAGGAGCAUCUGCAGUUCUUCCUUCAUCAAUAGCUAAGGUGGCAUUAGAUGAUCAGAAAUCCAAAGCAAUUGAUUUUAGUAUUAUCUGGUCUUCUUCUUCUAUAAGUUCAUCGUACAGGCCGUACAUAAGCUCACCAGAACUAAUAGAGUUCCCGACAGAAGUCCCAGGGGAAACUGCAUAUGCAUACUUUUAUCCCCCAACCAACCCUCUGUUUCAAGCCAGUGCGGAGGAGAAACCUCCACUACUGUUAAAGAGUCAUGGAGGCCCUACUGCUGAGACCCGCGGUAUUUUAAAUCUCAGUGUCCAGUAUUGGACUAGUCGUGGAUGGGCUUUUGUGGAUGUUAAUUAUGGUGGAAGCACUGGUUAUGGCCGUGAAUAUCGAGAUAGACUACUUGGGCGCUGGGGAAUUGUUGAUGUCAAUGACUGCUGCAGCUGCGCCAAGUUUUUGGUUGAUAGUGGAAAAGUUGAUGGUGAAAGAUUAUGUAUCACUGGGGGUUCUGCGGGUGGAUACACAACCCUAGCUGCACUUGCAUUCAGGGACACAUUUAAAGCAGGAGCAUCCUUGUAUGGGGUGGCUGACUUGAAAUCAUUGAGAGAUGACACUCACAAGUUUGAAUCUCACUAUAUCGACAAUCUUGUAGGUGACGAGAGCGAAUACUUCAAGAGAUCACCUAUCAAUUUUGUCGAUAAAUUUUCAUGCCCCUUAAUACUAUUUCAAGGAUUAGAAGACAAGGUUGUCCCCCCUGAUCAAUCACGUAAAAUUUACCAUGCGUUGAAGGAUAAAGGUUUGCCUGUUGCUCUUGUGGAGUAUGAAGGAGAGCAACAUGGUUUCCGCAAGGCUGAGAAUAUCAAGUUCACGCUAGAGCAGCAGAUGGUGUUCUUUGCACGCUUGGUUGGAAAGUUCAAAGUCGCGGAUGAUAUCACUCCCAUUAAAGUUGAUAACCUCGACUAAUGUCUGCUAAUUGUUUCCACCACUUAUCUGGAUUAAUCUCACGCCCCGAUCCACCACAAAGUUGCUGACUUAUAAUGUAUGCUGACUGAACAAAGUUUGCUUUCAGAAUACCAGCCUAGGAAUGGUUGGUUCCAGAAACUUGUGAGAUCACUAGAAUUGAGACUGACUGUGAUUUUAGGCAUCCCACAUGAGCCUGUACCUUUAUAGUGUAUGCACGCAUCGUUACAGAUUCCUAAGUCUACAAUUUCUUAACCACAUUUGACAAUUUGAUGUAGUUUUGGUACCUUGGAUAUUAAAUAAGACUAAUUACAGUUUCACUUCAAAUGA